Tuber aestivum (summer truffle) is the source of this 1420-nucleotide messenger RNA. Lineage: Eukaryota; Fungi; Ascomycota; Pezizomycetes; Pezizales; Tuberaceae. The record is from the annotation of a GenBank genome assembly.
ACCCACCGUUAUUCCAGGAUCUACCUAUGAAAAGGCCUUCUGAGCGAAUGAAAAUGCAUGACUGCGAUGUCACCGUUUCUGGAUCUCUCCCAAACCUAUAAAGUAAAAUACGACUGAGGUUAACACCGGACCCUAGAUCCUCAUCUCAUAAUAGCCCCUCCCAUCCCUCUGACAUCCUCUUAUCAAUGGUCUAGGAUUUCACCCAUACCACUCCACAACCGUCACCGGGGCGACCGCUACAACCAAAAAAAAAAAUCGAAUAUCCAACCAAAAUUGCAAAAAUGGGAAGAAAAUCUCUAGGUGCUACUAGAAAGGCCAGGAUUCCCAAGCACAUCACCAAAAUUUCCAUGACCUCGGACAAGUACUAUGAGCUUAAGGUUUACAUCAAGUCUGUCGUCAUCCUCGGCACUCCCGCUUUCGAGUUUAGGCGUCUGGGCCAUGGAGCAAAUAAGAAAUCCUACCACCUCUGGCUCCAUAAAACUCUUGAGGAGGUUGGGCCUAGGUUUUUUCCGAGCGGCACGAGGGGGUUAGUCUGGCCUGUGGAUUAUGAUCAGUAUGUUUUUUCUUUCUCUAUUUGAUUCAUCUUGUUCUAACUGGUGAUUUUCCCGAGGAGAUUCUGAUUGGCUAACCUUCCUGUGGUAUAAUAGGAUUUACAAGGGUAUCCAUCAGGUUGUUCGUGCCUUGAGCAUUGGGAUUAGGAAGAAUUAUUAUAGGAGGAACCCGAGAGCUGUUCAAAGGGGCAGUGGCGAUGAUGAGAUUGAGAUGGCACAGCAUGAGGAAGCGCAUGAAUGGGAGGCUAGUGAUGAUACAGAUACCGAGGAAGAUGUUGUGGUGCUCAAUGAGGAUGAGAGAUAUGGUCAAUGGGAACAAGAAGAGGAGAAUAUGAGGGCGAUUCUGGCAGCUGCGGACCGGGAGAAUCAGGACGAUGAUACAGUGGAAGAGGGCAUGGAUGCGGAGCCUAUCGAGGUUGAAGACUUGCUUGGUUUGAUGAAGGUAUGACCAUGAGCACCCUGUGCUGUGGUUUCCGGUAUUUUUAGAAUCUAACAACUGUCCGCUAUAGCCCGAGGUGUUUGUCAAUUUCCCUAAUGUGGAUGAUGAGUAUUUCGACUGGGAUGAAAUCUUGGACCCUAGGAACCCAGAACCGGUACGUUAUCUUGCUUAUUUAGACCAUUCUUGUCUAUCACUGCGGAGUGCUGAGGCUAAUAUAUGCGUCUAGAUUACCCGCCUUCUCUUAUUGCUCUCUUAACUUAGCAUCGAUACUGUUCCACUUUUAUUCGACACUUCCGCGGCGUUUAUUCUAGUGGGAACUAGGUAGAUCGGAGACAUGGAGCUGUGCUUGUCUGAUUAUUCUGGGCAAUAGAGGCUCAAUAGAUAAGCUGUUUCUGUAUUUCUAGCUGAAUUAAAUUUGAUUUUUACUUUU